AUGAAAGAGUUCUGUUUCCAUGCCUAUGAGAAUGCAGCCAUGUAUAAAGAAAGAAUGAAGUCUAUUCAUGACAAGAAGAUUUUGAAGCGGGAAUUCAAAUUCGGUAACUUGGUCUUACUCUUCAGCUCACGAUUGAAGUUCUUUCCGGGCAAACUCAAAUCCAAAUGGUCUGGACCAUUCAAAGUCGUGAGUGUGUCUUCCUAUGGCGCUAUUGAAUUAGAAUCCAAGGACGGGACUCGAACUUUCAAAGUAAAUGGCCAAAGGGUCAAGUAUUACCUCAGAACCAUUGAAGAAAGGCAACUGGUAGAACAACUGGAUGGUCCUGCACCAAUCCCCACCACUGAUUAG
Nicotiana tabacum (common tobacco) is the source of this 348-nucleotide messenger RNA. The record is from RefSeq and is a predicted model, not a curated record. Lineage: Eukaryota; Viridiplantae; Streptophyta; Magnoliopsida; Solanales; Solanaceae.